AUGCGGGCUGUGUCUUGGGUGGCACUGGCGCUCUCUUUGCGGCUUACGUGGACCUACCGGCCGCAGGAAGCUCACCAUCUGAAGGUUGACAAUUGCGGACAGGGACCGGGCUUCGACGGCUGGACAGAGUGGGAGGCCAUUACAUAUUUGACAUCCUUCUGGCCGGACGAAAACAGGACCGAGUUGACGAGCGCAUCGCAAGGAUGCCCACCGGAAGAAGGGAUAAGAAUUCCCUUGGGAAAUGGCUUUGAUGUGACGUGUCAGGGAGGCUCCGUUGCUUCCAUAGGCAUCCAGGUAAAGUCUGCCACAGCCCGGCUCCACCAUCUUUCCUGUGCGCUGUCAAAGCUCUCCGGAGUCAAUGCCCUUUACUUGGAUGACUCCAACAUUACCGGCAACAUGAUCGACCUUGAAAGCUCACAGCUGCAGCGGCUCGAGCGACUGCAAAUGCGGCAGUGCAAUGUGGAUGUCGACCUAAGCCAGCUUAGUUCCUACACGUUCGUGGCCUUGAAGCUCUCAGGAAAGCGGGUGCAUGGUUCCCUCAGAGACGUGAACUGGGAGAAGCUGAAGUUUCUUGAUCUACGAGACACUAAUGUGACCGGCGAUGUGUCAAGCGACACAGUUACCUCGUCCUCGCUACAAGGGCUUUGGCUCCAGAACACUCGUGUCGAAGGGGACAUCCAGGUGCUGAUCGAGAGGAACAAGAACCUCUGGUACUUGGAUGCUGCAAACACAAAAAUCACAGGCUCAAUCAAUGAUGCAUGGAAGUACGAAGGUCAAUACUUGAGAGAGUUGAACAUCAACGGUACAAGCAUCACUUUCCAUGUGACUGAGCCAUCGGCUCAUGACAGCCCGAAGCCAUUCCCCAAAUUGCGCAUCCUGGAAAUCAGCUAUUGUCCCCUCAAUAUCACCGUGAAGGAUUUCCUGUUGCCUCUGAGACACAAUGACAUGCUGGCCAUUGUCGCGGCUACACAUUGCCAGCUACGUGGAGAACUCAUGGGCACAAGGGUUUACCAACAUUUUCCAUUAAGAGAGCUGAGACUAAGUCACAACGAUAUCACGGGCCUUGAGGGGCGGCCACUGCAAUUCUUCUUGGACGUGAGCCACAACCCGUUGAAGGGCAUUGACACCAGAUACUUUCAGGAGCCUUUGGUUUUGGAUAUCCGAAGCACAGGGUAUUCCAUGCCGGAGGACUUGUUCAACAACACUUGGCAGCAGAUGACGAAGAGCGCAACGCGUUCCAGCAAGGCAUGGAGAUGCCACGGACCGCAGCCCCUGGGCGACCAGACACGCGUGAGCUUGGAUCCGGAAGUCUUUGCUCCAUCAGUCCUAUGCCGGUGUAACGCCGGCUCUGGGAGAGGCAUCAAUUGCUCGAACUGUCCCAACGGCAUGGUACCAGCGAAAGACGACAUGUUUUCUUGCAGCUGUCCGCGUGGACAGGCGUGGCUGCCGAUCGGCUCGGACGAGGUCGACUCAUCGGACGGCAAGAUGGGCUCUUGCUUCGUUUGCCCAGACAACCUCGAAAGCGACAUCUGCAGGAGCACCAGCACAGGCACAGACUGCACAUACGGAUACACUGGUACGUUGUGCACAAGCUGCUCAGACGGAUUUCGGUCUGUUGGCUAUGCAAGCUGCAAGAGCUGCGGCGAAAGGGAGAUGAAGCGCGGCCUCAUGCUGGCUGCAGUGGGCUUCAGUGUGCUAGUGGCGCUAUGUGUCAUGCUGUGGUAUUUCGUGUGGCGGCCCCCGGAAAAAUCAGCUGUGGAGCAAGGCCAUCGUGUUCAGGAAAUGAUGGAGCAGGGCCUUUUGCUUCUCAACCAUGUACAGAUCCUCGUGGCGCUGAAGUCCAUUGAAAGCAUCAACACGCGAAGGAGUAUCUUCCACGAGAUCUUGCAGCUGCGUGCCGAGUUCCUCAUGCAGCUCCUGCCUGUUCAGUGCUUAGCCGGGCACCAACGAGGCCGCGAGAUCGAGAUCCUGGCCUCCAUCUACUGCCUGCCGGUGUUGUGGGUUCUUGGCCUUGCUGUGGCCACCUGCCGAGGCAGCCCCUUCCUCGCUCUGAAGUUCGGCAUUGCGGUGACAUCCGUGCUUCUCAUCGGGACCAUGCAAGUGGCAUUUACCAACCUAAGCUGGUGCAUGGAUGAAGUAGGCAACAAGAAGCUCGCUGGCAAUGCAUUCCUGCACGAGAGGCCCUUCCAGAGGUGUACCGACACCGACCCUGACCCGCUGGCCCCUGCAUUGCUCGUCAGUGUCGGCAUCAAUGCUGGUCUCAUUCCGACCUGCCUGGCCCUGACGGGCUGGUACAUCAGCCGCCGCAUGCAGCGGGUCCACAGCCUUGCAGGGUGCAUUGUUCCAGGCCGAUUCACGGCAAAUCAUGUGGAUCACAUCGAGCUCACUCUCUGGGAAGGUGUGUCUGACGCUUCGACAGCAUCACAGGACCUCGGAAAGUACGAGCACCUCCCCAAAGCGGCCCUGUGCAUUUAUGCUGCGUCCCACGCAGCACACCUCUCGGAGCUCAUGGGUGCCAGCACUGUCGAGGUUACCCAGGCGCAAUCGCACUUGAAGAUCCAUGUGCCAGUUUCGGAGAGCUGGAGCACUCUUGCGCCGAAAUAUCAGCAAUCCUGCCUGGCGAUGAUCCGAAAGGAGGCGGACAUGAUUGGCAGGAAUCUACUGUUUCGCUCAAUGGCCAAGCACGUGCUCCAGGAAGGGCCUUUGUGGCUUGCAACGAGAAGUUCCUUCGAACGCUUUGCGGACAAGGACCCGCUGCUUUGCGAAGGCAUGCAAAGGAUCGUUCUCCUGGGCUUCGCACAACUCUGCUUUAAGGGCAGAGCAGAGCAUUUUAGCUGGACUGCCCUUUUUCUGUUCUUCUUCGGCUGGGGCAUCUUUUUCGGCAAGCCUUAUGGGAGCCGCUCCCGAAACAAUUUGGCUGCUAUCUGCUACAUCUCUCUGAGCUUGUUUACCUUCUCCAUGUGGGUCACCCCAUAUAUGGAAGACACCGUGGCGGCUGUAAUAAGUAUCGCAGGAUAUGCAGCGGCAGUGUUUCCCCUCCUCUACGGCUUGCACUUGCACCUGAUGCCGGGCGACAUUGCUUUGCAAGUGUAUGCUUUCCUUCCAGCAGUAGAAAAGUUAGUGUCAGGAACUCCGAAGACAGAGACUCAGAAAUUAAUGCUGCCGCCAAUCCGUUGGCAGCUCGAACAGCACUUGUCCUGUGUGCAUGGGCUGCUGACAUGCUACCGUGAGUGCAUUCUUCUUUUGCAAACCCAGCAGAUGCAAGCAGACUCACAAGCAGAGCUGCUGGCUGGCAAACAGUUGAGCGGCAUUCGACGGUGGAUGUGA
Molecule: messenger RNA, 3327 nt
Organism: Symbiodinium sp. CCMP2456
Lineage: Eukaryota; Dinophyceae; Suessiales; Symbiodiniaceae
Source: the annotation of a GenBank genome assembly